UUCACGUGCGGAUCCUCAAUCGGAGCGGCACCUCUCGCGAGCUUCUGCCGGGCAGCAGCAGCAGCAGACCGGCCUUCUUCAGGUGAGACGACGCGUGCACGUUGUAUUGCUCCACCAGAUUUGAGAAGCAAACCAACACGACCUGCUCGUUGAGCCACUUCGGGCUCCGGUAACGUUGGUACAACUCUCAUCCGUCAGUCAGCGGCGCGGCCCUCAUGGCGGCAUCUGUUUCCUCGCCGACAGCCAAAACACUGGACUCCUGAUCCCCAGUGAACGGCGUCGCCAUGCCAACUCCCACGAUCCUCACAGCAACCGGGAGUCCUCUGAGAAGUUGCUAGGUUUACAACUGUGAGUCUACACAACGAGGAGAGAGAGAGCGAGAGAGAGAGAUGGUUUGCCAGCGUGGCGCCCUGCUGAUGUUCACCUUGCUGGUGAAGGUGGGACGUGUGGGUGGAUGUCCGUGUCCGGCGGCCACCGUUUUGUCCCAGUUUCCCUCCGAGGUCCCCGCCGACGCCUGUUGCUUGAACUACUCCGGCUCCGCCUUCGGCCACGUGCGCUGGUCUGCGUUCGCAAACGGGACCGACGUCGACACCCUGGAUCUCUCCUUCUGCAACAUCACCUCCGUUCACGUGAGUGCCGCAGACGCGUCGACCCUGCGGAGGGUUUUCUUGGGUCGCAACAGACUAACGGCGUUGCCGAGGGGGUUUCUGGCCGGCCAGCCCAGCCUGACGGAGGUGGAUCUGAGCGAGAACCUGAUCCAGGAGCUCCCCGAGGGUUUUCUUCAGGGCUCAGACAGCCUCCAGAAGCUGGAUCUGCAGGGAAACCAGCUCCGCUUCCUCCCGGGCUCUCUGCUGCAGAAGCCCAGUCUGCAGACGCUGGAGCUGGAUGGAAACCCGUGGGACUGCUCCUGCGUGUUGCUCAAAGGCCUGGAGGAAGGCAGGAAGUUCAACGGCACCGCUAAGCUGCAGAACCUGCUGGGGAACUUGACCUGCGUCUCUCCCUGGCACCUGGCCGGCAGGACCGCGUUCUCCGUGAGGCUGGGCGACGUGUGCCGCCCGGCCGGCCUCACCGCGCUCUUCAUCGUGCUCCCUCUCGUCAUCCUCUCCGCCUUGGUGCUCUGCUGGUGCUGCGGGAGGAAGAAGAAAGAAGCGCCCGUGAGCGCCUCGAAGAAGAAGAGAGCCUCCGACGCCGCCUGCAACGGCCAGAAGCACCGCGGCGGCAAGCAGAAAGCCGCCGCGGAGCCCAAUAGAGCUGCGAACCGCGGCAACGAGGGGAUCCUGAAGAACCAGCUGCAGCUCCGCCCGCCCUCCGCCCUCCUGGGCAGCACCAGGGACAUCUAUGAAGAGGUGGAGAUCAAGCUGGGCUCGGUGGAGUGUCUUCCACGAGCAUCCGGCUCCACAGAGGGGGAGCAGGGCCCCCAGGGGCCCGACGUGGCCGGCAAGGCGGACCUGGACUCGGUCAGCGUGACCGAGGUGAUGAAGGACUCCGCUGACAGAGAGAAGGCUUACCUGACCCAGUCCACUGAGUACUACAGCCUGGUGCCGGGUAUCGAGCUGGAGGACUCGGACCACGGCGAGUAUGAGAACGUCAGCCUCUCGUGACGCCGCGUGAGAGGAAUAGUUCGUUUUGGUUUCCCUAACGAAGAUGAGAGGAUCUGAACCCUACACUGAACCCUUUAAAGACUAUUUUCUUCAUCAGUUUCUCAACGUGAGUGAUGAGGUCAUUUUGCCGUUUAAGUUCAUUUAUAUAAAGAUUUCUAUAUUUGUGUUUGUAUCUGUGCUCAACUUUGACUCUUAAACUACACAUUAUAAGGAUGUUUCUUUUACUUGAAAUGUGAAUGUUGUUUAUUUAGUCUUGCAGGUUAAAUUAUGUAGAGAUACUUGAGUUUUGAAACUAAGUUUCUACGGGCUUUAAGUACGGAGCUGUAGCCCGGGGGCAGUUAGCUUAGCUUAGCAUAAAGACUGGAAUCGGCUAGCUUGACUCACUCCAAAUUAAAAACAAAAUGUGAUGCCUAUCAUGGAUUAAACUAAUUAUCUACAACCGUUCAUGAGCUCUAAAGUUUUGGUCCCACCAGGAAGUAAAGCAGCGUUUAUCCGACCGCUCUUUGCACAAGGCUUUGUGACUACUCAAAGGUUCCUGUGGAAGGGUUCUAGUAGAAGGGUUUCUGUAGAAGGGUUCUAGUAGAAGGGUUCUAGUAGAAGGGUUUCUGUAGAAGGGUUCCUGUAGAAGGGUUCUAGUAGAAGGGUUCCUGUAGAAGGGUUCUAGUAGAAGGGUUUCUGUAGAAGGGUUCUAGUAGAAGAGUUUCUGUAGAAGGGUUCUAGUAGAAGGGUUCUAGUAGAAGGGUUCUAGUAGAAGGGUUUCUGUGGAAGGGUUCCUGUGGAAGGGUUCUAGUAGAAGGGUUUCUGUAGAAGGGUUCUAGUAGAAGGGUUUCUGUAGAAGGGUUCUAGUAGAAGGGUUUCUGUGGAAGGGUUCUAGUAGAAGGGUUUCUGUAGAAGGGUUCUAGUAGAAGGGUUUCUGUGGAAGGGUUCUAGUAGAAGGGGUUCUGUGGAAGGGUUCUAGUAGAAGGGUUUCUGUAGAAGGGUUCUAGUAGAAGGGGUUCUGGCUAAGGGUUCCUGUAGAAGGGUUCCAGUGGAAGGGUUCCAGUGGAAGGGUUCCUGUAGAAGUGUUUCUGUGGAAGGGUUCUAGUAGAAGGGUUCCAGUGGAAGGGUUCCUGUAGAAGGGUUCUAGUAGAAGUGUUUAUGUGGAAGGGUUCUAGUAGAAGGGUUCCAGUGGAAGGGUUUCUGUAGAAGGGUUCCUGUAGAAGGGUUCUAGUAGAAGUGUUUCUGUGGAAGGGUUCUAGUAGAAGGGUUCCAGUGGAAGGAUUCCUGUAGAAGGGUUCCUGUAGAAGGGUUCUAGUAGAAGUGUUUAUGUGGAAGGGUUCUAGUAGAAGGGUUCCAGUGGAAGGGUUUCUGUAGAAGGGUUCCUGUAGAAGGGUUCUAGUAGAAGUGUUUCUGUGGAAGGGUUCUAGUAGAAGGGUUCUAGUAUAAGGGUUUCUGUGGAAGGGUUCUAGUAGAAGGGUUUCUGUAGAAGGGUUCCUGUAGAAGUGUUUCUGUGGAAGGGUUCUAGUAGAAGGGUUUCUGUGGAAGGGUUUCUGUAGAAGGGGUUCUGGCUAAGGGUUCCUGUAGAAGGGUUCUAGUAGAAGGGUUCCAGUAGAAGGGUUUCUGUAGAAGGGUUUCUGUGGAGGGGUUCCUGUAGAAGGGUUCUAGUAGAAGGGUUCCUGUAGAAGGGUUCCAGUAGAAGGGUUCCAGUAGAAGGGUUUCUGUAGAAGGGUUCUAGUAGAAGGGUUUCUGUAGAAGGGUUCUAGUAGAAGGGUUCCAGUAGAAGGGUUCCUGUAAGAGGGUUUCUGUGGGUUCCAGUAGAACCGCUAGUCAGUCACUAUCGCCGAGCUUCAACCGAUGUUCUCUGUCGUGGGUUAUUCACUUUUGUUCUCUUCGCCACUUUAUAUAAUUUAAAAAGCCGAGUAGCUAACGAUGCUAGCUGCUCCGCUCAAUGCAGAUAAUGGCCUGCACCUUCAAAUGUGAAAGCAAGAACAGACCUUUUAAUAUUGAAUAUACGGCCCUUAUAUCGCAUAACCUUUGUUUGCAUCAAGAACACAGGACCCCGAGAACAUCGCUGUUUCUCCCUGCUUCAUGCUAAGCUACGCUAAAAAUUACUCUGCACUCCACGAACGAGUUGCAUCUCUCUUCAUCUAAUUCUCCAAGUGUGUAUUUCAUCAAAAUGUCCAAUUAUUCCCUUUUUUUAAAUUUUUUUUAAAAGGCCCUGAAAGAGAGACGCCGUGCGUCGUCCAUUGACACGGAGAGAGUGGUCCGACCACGAUGUAACAGGAAGUGGUUUAAUCUGGAGCUUUUCCUGUGGGAACGCGGCUGGAAAAAAAAAAAAAAAAAACUAACAUUUACAGUAUUUAAUGUUCAUUUAAUGUUCCCUUUGUGUGGUUCUCCACUUCUUUAACAAAAGGACAGGGCUUACUCUUUCCUUCACCUCGCCCGAGUGUGAUUGUCACGCGGCAUUCCUGUUUGACCUGUUACGCCAAACACAGGAUGUUCUGGUUCUAAUCCCAUUGUAAUGCUCACGGUUAAUUCAUUGUGAAGCGUGGAAUGUAAAGCUGAGGUGAGGGAGUCUACAUAUAUAUAUAUAUAUAUAUAUAUAUAUAUAUAUAUAUAUAUAUAUAUAUAUAUAUAUACCUGUGCUAUGCCCGUUUCUACUUUACAGUAGUUAACUGUAAAGAGGUUCUGUGGCGGUUUCGUGUGCAUUUUGUGUUAUUUAAGUGCUUUUAAUGUGUUUUUAAAUGUUGCAUUUUGUUCAACGCUGACGCAGCUUCUUGGUCACGUCUUCUGUAUUUUUGUUCUUUAAUUUAUCAAUUUUUUGGCAAAUAAUGUUUUUUGUUCGCAACCUGUUGGUGACUUUAUGUAUCUGUUCCAGUCAGUCUGCACAUGAGCGCUUCAUUUAAGGAUUUGUGGUUGCUACGCUGUGAUUGAGCUCAUUUUAGACUCAAUAUAUUUUUCAUUUGACCUUAAUGUUUGGGAAAUAAAAUUGACAGCUACUGAACAUCACAUAGUGACAUUAAUACUCUUGUCAAAACAAAAUGAGUGUACUGGUAAGAAAAGCACUGAUUUUUUUAUCAACAUGUUUAUACUUGCAGAUCUCGAUUGUUUAUUUUAUGCAAAGAAUUCAUGUUGU
Molecule: messenger RNA, 4716 nt
Organism: Cyclopterus lumpus (lumpfish)
Lineage: Eukaryota; Metazoa; Chordata; Actinopteri; Perciformes; Cyclopteridae
Product: leucine-rich repeat-containing protein 38
Exons: 3
Coding region: 390-1601 (403 amino acids)
Cellular component (GO): extracellular matrix
Molecular function (GO): protein binding
Source: RefSeq, a predicted model, not a curated record